Molecule: messenger RNA, 186 nt
Organism: Fusarium venenatum
Lineage: Eukaryota; Fungi; Ascomycota; Sordariomycetes; Hypocreales; Nectriaceae
Source: RefSeq, a predicted model, not a curated record
AUGGCUAGCGCAUGGACCCUAGAUCGAUUCAGCUUGACGAAUUUUGUCAUGCUAUAUUCAAUAACCAGCAUUCCGAAUCUUGACCCAAAUCACAACACAGGCAGCAUGAACCUUUUCAAAAAGCCAUUUGUGAUUAUACAAGAAUACGGAGCUGCCGCGUAUCAGGAGCUAGUGGAUUUCCGAUAA